AUUGCCGAAGACAUCCUAGGACAGGCAACUUCCUACGUCAGUGUCCACCGAUUGCGUGUCGCGAGUGGUUGGCCAGACACACCAGAGAGCUCUCUGGUUGAGCUUUUUGGGGGAAGAACUUCAAUAUACAUACAUAAAGUGUGUGUGCGAGUGCCCAUGGAGGCAUAGAUAUUGAUUUUUCCCAUCAGUUGUGCUCCAAGACUCGCAGCAUAAUGGCGGGCAUGAAAAUUCGUGCGGAAAAAUGGUGCUCAAAUUAGUGUGUGAAGUGAUUCUUCUGGUGCUGGGACUUGGAUACGUGUCUGGUGCAAUCAACCAGCACGAUUUCUUUCCAGGUUUGCGGAGAGCGCCUAGCACCAAAAUAACAUCAAAUGCAUAUGAUGAAAACUACCUUGCGCAGAUACUAAAUUUUAUCGAGGAGCAAGCAAGACGGAGGUUUCAGCAGAAAGUUGUGGAGUACCAGCUGGACCCGUCUGCUGCCCACAAUCGCCCUCCGCAGUCGCAGGAGAUGGUUGAGCCGGGGUUCACAUAUCAAUUCCCAGAGAUAAAGCAACACGCCCCAAAUGAGCCCUUCCAAUUUGCCGUUGGACCCAACGAUCCACGCUUCUACGAUACAGAUCUGGAACUCCCGAUCCGUGUGGCGGAGGAUGCAUCACUGGAGGAGCACCCCAAGGAGGAGUUUCCCUACUACCGCAUCAAGGGUCCCAUUAAUGUGAACCCAAAGCUCAAACAGGUGGAUCCCGAUGCCAGCAAUGAGGCGGUAUCGCGAGAGAUGCAGGGCUUGCUGCAGAAGCUGAGCCACGGUAUGCCCAAUGGUGGCAGUGUGCUGGAUCCCAAUCUCCUGGCACGGCACGAUGUCAUCCAGAAGCCCAUGGAUAUUGAGGCUCCUGUGGGGAUGUACGUUGUGGCCCUCGUAGCGGGUGUUAGUGCUGCCAUCACUGUUGGCCUCCUUGCCGUAGCCAUCGGGUGGUACACCUUCUACAAGAAGGCCAAGGCAGCUGCUGAUGUGGAUUAUCCUGCCUACGGGGUUACGGGUCCCAAUAAGGAUGUCUCCCCAUCUGGGGAUCGUCGUCUGGCCCAGAGUGCUCAAAUGUAUCACUAUCAGCAUCAGAAGCAGCAAAUAAUUGCCAUGGAGAACAGCCUAAAUGGUGAGAGGAAUGGGUCAAUGUCUGAUGUGAAUAGUGACGAUGAGAAUGAGGAGGGAGACUACACGGUCUACGAGUGUCCAGGACUAGCUCCGACUGGUGAGAUGGAAGUGAAGAAUCCUCUCUUCUUUGACGAUCCCACACCAGCCACGCCAGCCACAGCGGCAGCUAAGCCAGACAAGGCCGACACCAAACAACCCAAGUCACCAAAAUCAAAAGAAUAAAAUUCUUAAGCAGCAGCCAGAGGGAAAUUUAACAUUUUACACCAGUUUUAGUGAAGAAGAUGGAGAACAUUGUGAGGAAUAGAGGAUUUUAUUUUCAUAAACUAUACGUAUAAAUAAAGAAUUCCUUUGACAUUUGCCAUGUCUUCAGGCUCUCUGAAAGACUGAUUGUAUCUCAAUUCAUUGGUCUCUAAAAUCGAGUCAAUUUCUAUGACCUAAAAUAUCAAAGAAAAAAAGAAA
Messenger RNA from Lutzomyia longipalpis, 1603 nucleotides. RefSeq lists its product as uncharacterized. Gene Ontology annotation, cellular component: membrane. The transcript has 5 exons. The record is from RefSeq and is a predicted model, not a curated record. The coding region runs from base 242 to 1366 and encodes 374 amino acids. NCBI's taxonomy places the organism in Eukaryota, Metazoa, Arthropoda, Insecta, Diptera, Psychodidae.